AUGAGUAAUCAUACAUCUGUGUCCACAUUUGUGCUGCUGACAUUUUCAGACAUCCAGGAACUUCAAAUCUUAUACUUUUUUGUUUUCUUUGCCUUGUAUUUGAUGGCAUUUGCAGGGAAUCUUCUCAUCAUCACUACAGUUGCCCUUGAUCACCACCUGCACACCCCCAUGUACUUCUUCCUGAUGAAUUUGGCCAUGCUGGACAUUGGAACAGUUUCCGUCAUGGUACCCAAAACUAUGGCUAUGUCCCUCAUGAAUGACAGGUCAAUUUCCUAUUCAGGAUGUGUUGCUCAAGUGUUCUUUUAUUUCUUCUUUGCUGCAUCAGAUCUUGCCAUCCUAACUAUAAUGGCACAAGAUCGCCGUAUUGCAACCUGCUUUCCGCUUCAGUAUGAGAGAAUUAUGUUCAAGGAAGCCUGCCUUCAGAUGGUAGCCAUUGGGUUGUGUUUUAGUCUUCUUUAUGCCAUUUUACACACUAGUGGCACCUUUGCAAUCACCUUCUGCUCCAAUGUUGUCCACCAGUUCUUCUGUGAAAUCCCACAGUUAUUAAAGCUCUCCUGUUCAGACAUCUACCUAGUUGAAGUUGGGUUUCUCAUACUAAGCUGUAGUAUAGCACUAGGGUGCUUUAUCUUCAUUGUCAUAACAUAUGUGCAGAUCUUUUCUGCUGUGCUCAGAGUCCCCUCUGUUCAUAGUCAGAAGAAAGCCCUCUCCACCUGUGUUCCCCACCUCACUGUUGUCUCUUUGCUCAUCUUCAGUGGAGUCUUUUCUCAUGCAAGGCCUCCAAGUGAUGCCUUUUCUGACCUGGAUAUAACUUUUGCUGUGAUAUAUGUUAUAAUGCCUCCCUUGUUGAAUCCAUUCAUCUAUAGUGUAAGAAACAAGGAGAUCAAGACCGCUCUGUGUAAGCUGUUUCAAUCAGGGUCUUGA
Messenger RNA from Varanus komodoensis (Komodo dragon), 921 nucleotides. Its product is annotated as olfactory receptor 14I1-like. The coding region runs from base 1 to 921 and encodes 306 amino acids. Gene Ontology annotation, cellular component: membrane. Gene Ontology annotation, molecular function: G protein-coupled receptor activity; olfactory receptor activity; odorant binding. Lineage: Eukaryota; Metazoa; Chordata; Lepidosauria; Squamata; Varanidae. The record is from RefSeq and is a predicted model, not a curated record. Gene Ontology annotation, biological process: G protein-coupled receptor signaling pathway. The transcript has a single exon.